AUGGAUGGUCUCAUCAAGGGCUUGGUAGAUGUUGCUCUCGGUGGCGCCGAUCACAACGAUCGCCAAGAAGAACGCGGUGAACGCUCCUGGGCCGACCUUGUCUCCGGCGAUCAGGAUCAGGAAGAGCGCUGGGAAGAGGAUAGUCACACUUACAGAGCUUCGAACAGACCUCAUCAGGAACAGUACCAUCUUCAGCAUGAGGAGUACCAAUCUCAAAAUUUUAACACUUCCCACAAGGUGGAUGAAGAUCAAGAUGGAUGGCAGACUGUUGUCAAACCCUCUAGGCGGACACACAAGGUUCCCAAGGAAAAUUGGCACAGCUAUAAGCGACCUUCUAAUGAGCAAGAAUACUCAGACGAGACUGAAGUUGGGGCUGAUUUGGAGCCCUCAGAAGAUGAACUUGCUGAUCUCGCCAGAGCUUGUGACAAACUCUGGGAUCUUGAUUUAAAUCGGCUGAUACCUGGCAAAGACUAUGAAAUUGACUGUGGUGAAGGGAAAAAGCCUUCCCAAAAUGAAGAUAUGGCAGAGGGGAACUUGUUUACAUGGGUUAGUCAUGAUGUAUUCAGAAAGCCUACAUUUGCUCGUUUUCUCUCACUUUUAGAUAAUUACAAUCCACAUCAAGGAUGUAAGGAAGUAGUCACAUCUGAAGAGAGAGAAGAGCAAGCUUCUUUCAUAGAAGAAAUCAGUAGAACAGCACCAAUUAAAUAUCUUCACAAGUAUCUUGCAUCCAAGGGAAUUGUAUCAGAGAGUUACCAAGAUUUCAAAAGAAGGAUGACAAGUCUGUGGUUUGACCUUUAUGGCCGUGGUGGCACUUCUGGUUCUUCUUCUGCUUUUGAACAUGUUUUUGUUGGAGAAAUCAAACAAUGUGGCGAAGUUUCUGGCUUUCAUAACUGGCUCCAGUUUUACCUUGAAGAAGAAAAGGGGAAAGUUGAUUAUCAGGGCUAUAUUUUUCCCCGUCGACGGGGACAAAUUCCUGACUCUGAAACCCAGCUUCUGACUAUUCAGUUUGAAUGGAAUGGUGUUCUGAAAUCUUUAUCAAGCACUUUGGUUGGAGUGAGCCCUGAAUUUGAAAUUGCUUUGUAUACCCUGUGUUUCUAUGUUGGUGGGGAGGAUAACCACAUUCAACUCGGUCCAUAUGCAGUUAAUAUUAAGUGUUAUCGUUUUGGCGAUAAGAUUGGAUCUGUUUUCCCCAUUGCAGAUUCUUGA
Molecule: messenger RNA, 1206 nt
Organism: Sphenostylis stenocarpa
Lineage: Eukaryota; Viridiplantae; Streptophyta; Magnoliopsida; Fabales; Fabaceae
Source: the annotation of a GenBank genome assembly